This is a messenger RNA of Etheostoma cragini (Arkansas darter), 2781 nucleotides long. RefSeq names its product monocarboxylate transporter 9-like. Gene Ontology annotation, biological process: monocarboxylic acid transport; transmembrane transport. Bases 573 to 2075 code for a protein of 500 amino acids. NCBI's taxonomy places the organism in Eukaryota, Metazoa, Chordata, Actinopteri, Perciformes, Percidae. The transcript is spliced from 7 exons. Gene Ontology annotation, molecular function: monocarboxylic acid transmembrane transporter activity. The record is from RefSeq and is a predicted model, not a curated record.
CGCUUCAGGCGCGCAAGAGGAAGCGCUCCUCUUCCUGUCUGUGUUCAGGCUGCUGCUGGACCAGCAAGAACAGCUUUGAACCGGUUUUGUUGCCGGCUACAAAGCAGCAUGAAACUGAUGCACAAUGCGCAUUGUUGAAGCAGUGUGUUCUCCUGACACACGGGCAUCAUACUCCAGCUCACCAGCACCUGUGUGCGAUGCUUUUAUUAUGUAUAUCAUUUGUACUGAUUUUGUAAGACGGGAUUUUAGUAAGGAGACCACCCUACAUGGGAAGUUCACGUAGAGCGCGCAGCUGCUCUGCAGGGUCCUGCUGCUGUUUUUGUAGAUGCUGAGGUGUGGUUAUAGAAACAGACACAAAAGGGGCAAUUUCCUAUGGGUAAGUUGCAGCCAGUCAGUCUGUGUCCAGAAGCUCACACAGGUGACCUGCAUGUUUGCCCAGGCUAAGUGCUGCAACAGCCUGCAUUACAUCAAGGCUUUACCUAAGUCUAUAUAGUGUAUAUUUUAGAGGCUAUUGAACCCCUUCUUUGUCAAAGCUGUAGCCGCUCGCAGAGGGAAGCAGUGACAUCAGCACCAUGGCUCCAUCUACUAAAGUGCUGGACGGAGGCUGGGGAUGGGCAAUUGUUGUGGCCUCUUUUAUGGCCCAGCUCCUGGCCUAUGGAUCGCCCCAGUCGGUGGGUGUCCUGUACCCUGAGUGGCUGCAUGCCUUCCAGGAGGGCAAGAGCAUGACAGCCUGGGUGGGCUCCCUUGUGGCUGGAGUUGGACUAAUAGCAAGUCCUGUCUGCAGUGCCUGUGUAGACAAUUUUGGGGCUCGUCCCGUGACCAUUUUCAGUGGCGUAAUGGUAGCGGGUGGCCUGAUCCUUAGUGCCUUUGCUCCGAAUGUGCAGUUCCUCAUCUUUUCCUAUGGGAUCGUGGUUGGUCUGGGUUGUGGUCUGGUCUACGCAGCCACGUUGACUAUCACCUGUCAAUAUUUUGACAAGAGACGCGGCCUUGCCCUAGGGAUUGUCACCACAGGCACAAGUGUUGGAGCGUUUAUCUAUGCCUCCGCUCAGAACAAGCUGAUCGUGUUGUACGGUCUGGAUGGCUGCCUGCUAAUCAUCGGAGCUGUAGCACUAAACCUCAUGGCCUGUGCAGGUUUCAUGAGGCCCCUUAACAUGCCAGGUUACUACCUCAAACAAAAGGCUGCCCUUGAACGCAACACAGAGGAGCAGCUUUUUGAGAAGCCCCUGACGGAUGACCUGAAGAUCACAGCUGGUUCCACCUCAACCAAUACAGAGAAACCCCUGACGGUGAAGGAGUUGCUUGACACCGUUGAUGCAAAAGACUUGGCCGUUCAAACAGAGAAGAAGAAAGGAAGCUUGCUGACUGGGUUGGCUAUCAUGCAAGUCAUCAAGAAGAAGCAGCAGGCUUACUUCAAGUACAUGCACUCUUUGUGUGAGAUCAUGCAGGACCAAGCCAUGGUGGCCUUCUGUAUCGCUGUCUUCCUGUUCAGCCUGGGGGCGUUCCCUCCUGUGCUCUUCAUUGAGGAUGUAGCGCAGAGUGAAGGACUCAUUGAAGAAGUAAGUGUCAUUCCUCUGGUAUCAAUAGGGGCCAUCGCCACUUGCGUUGGUAAACUAGUGCUGGGUAUGCUGGUGGACAUCAAGUGGAUUAACGGCAUCUAUCUGUAUGCCUUCACCAUGUUUGCUGGAGGUGUGGCCCUGCUCCUUAUCCCCAUCACUAAGACUUAUAUGGGACUGCAGAUCUUGUCUGUCAUCCUGGGUUUCUUCUCUGGAAACUGGUCAAUCACCUCAUACAUUACCACUAAAAUUGUCGGCUUGGACAGAUUGACACAAGCCCACGGCAUCCUCAUGUUCUUCGGGGGAUUAGGGAUCAUGCUUGGACCCCCUGUUGUAGGGUAUUUCUUUGACUGGACACAGUCAUAUGACUUGGCCUUCUACUUUAGUGGGGUAUGUGUGGAGCUGGGAGCGUUCAUUCUCUUUCUGCUCACCCUUCCUUGCUGGAACAAGAAGUACUCAGAGAACGACAGACCAGACGUCCAUUACACCAGCAAUUGUGACAAAGUUGCUUCUGUAGCCUGAAUAUAAGCACCUUUCAUGAGAACUAAAAUCGUACUCGUACUGCCCAGCAACUGGCCACCAUACCUGAAACCACCUCUGGGAGGUAUUUUCUUUUUUGACUUUGCAGGAGUUAUCUCCUUAUUUCUGUAGCCAGGUUCUAAUAUACCAAAAUUCUUUCCCAAGGUUUUGAAAUACAGGCCUUCCUUUUGUACUUUGCCUGCAUUUCUCAGGUUCAAGCGAUACACUGCAGAUCUUUUUAAAGGUUUGACUUUGGUGCCUGUUUAUUUUCUUUUUAUUAUUGCCUCAUUUUACGAGGUCCACUGAACAAUAUUGUUCAACUCCCAAAUUCUACAAUGUGUUUGUGUAAACAUUGGUAUUUACUUUACUGUAACUCUGAAAAAAGACAUGGUGCCGUUUAUAAUACCUGGGAGAAAAACAUUGUCUCCCUGGAAUCUAACUAAACGGAGAAUACAGGGAUUGGAAUGAGGGAGGUAGUGCUUUUUGAUAAUCAUAAUUUUAUCAACACGUAUUUUGUGUAUUUUGGUUUUAAUAUCUUAAUUACACCACCAUGUAUAUCUCCAAAGCAUCAAUGAUAGUUAAUGCCUGUCAACACAUAAUGCCUGUUGGAACAAUACAAAAGCCUUGCUUUAUAGAUAAUUUUACUGUUCCACAUACCUCCUGUUUCCAGAUGAGACAGAGACUUUUUUGAAUACGUUAUGCUGAUUAA